Hemibagrus wyckioides is the source of this 5401-nucleotide messenger RNA. RefSeq names its product synaptotagmin-2 (gene syt2b). Gene Ontology annotation, biological process: synaptic vesicle endocytosis; cellular response to calcium ion; calcium ion-regulated exocytosis of neurotransmitter. The transcript has 9 exons. Bases 385 to 1698 code for a protein of 437 amino acids. Gene Ontology annotation, molecular function: syntaxin binding; calcium ion binding; clathrin binding. Gene Ontology annotation, cellular component: synaptic vesicle membrane; dense core granule; axon. Lineage: Eukaryota; Metazoa; Chordata; Actinopteri; Siluriformes; Bagridae. The record is from RefSeq and is a predicted model, not a curated record.
CGAUGCUGAGAGACGAUUGCGGUGUGUGAGAAUGAAAAUGUGUGUGUCUGCGCAUCCGCCGGUCCCAACACUGAGCACCGUGAGACCUCUGUUUUCCGGAGUGUGUGUGUGAUUGUGUGUGAACGUGGGGGACCUUAAGAGAAGACAGAAAAAAAUACAACACUGCAAAAAGCUAUAAUUUAUUUAUUUAUUUAUUAUUAUUAUUUUUUUUUAUAUAAGGAGGAUAAACCAAAGUGCUGUGAAAUUUCAGCUUUGCUAUUUGCAAAGCAACUCAGAGUGUCCUGCCGCAUUUUAGUGAAGUUUUCUCUCCCCCUCCCUUUCCGGCUACAUCUCCUGUCGCAGUACACCUCAGCCCAAGGAACACUGAGUGCCUAGCUGGAGAUCAUGAAGUGGAACCUCUUCAAGAAGAAACCAGAAGCCAUGGUGGGUCCUGAGCCCACGGGUUUGGGGGGAACACACCCACCCAGCACCAUGACAAUGGCCCCUGGCCCUGCUCUCUCCACUGCAGCAGACAACUCCACAGAGUCUGGAGGCUCUUCCACGGAUAACCUCUUUGAGAAGAUCAGGAAUAAAUUCCUUAAUGAGAUUGAGACAAUCCCAUUGCCUCCCUGGGCUCUAAUCGCGAUUGCCGUAGUGGCGGCUCUUCUGAUCGUCACCUGCUGCUUUUGCAUCAUCAAGAAAUGCUGCUGCAAGAAAAAGAAGAACAAGAAAGGAAAGAAGGGCAAGGAUGGCUUCAACAUGAAGAAUAUGCAGGGUGCAGAUAAACACCAGGAUGACGACGAUGAGGAUGGAGAGACCGGUUUAACCGAGGAAGAGAAAGAAGAAGAGGAAAAGGAGCAGGAGAAACUGGGCAAGCUGCAGUAUUCUUUGGAUUACGACUUCCAGGACAACAAGCUGACAGUGGGGAUCUUGCAGUGUGCCGACCUGAUUUCCAUGGACUCUGGAGGAACUUCGGACCCUUACGUUAAAGUCUUUCUCCUCCCUGACAAAAAGAAAAAGUUUGACACCAAGGUGCACAAAAAGACACUGAAUCCUGUAUUCAACGAGACUUUUGUUUUCAAGGUUCCCUACCAGGAGCUGGGAGGAAAGACUCUGGUUAUGUCUGUUUAUGAUUACGAUCGCUUCUCCAAGCACGACAUCAUUGGUGAAGUCAAACUGCCCAUGAACACAGUGGAUUUGGGACAGCCCAUUGAGGAAUGGAAAGACCUGGAAAGUGCUGAGAAGGAAGAGCCGGAGAAGCUUGGUGAUAUCUGCAUUUCACUGCGGUAUGUCCCCACUGCCGGUAAGCUGACUGUCUGCAUUCUGGAGGCCAAAAACCUGAAGAAAAUGGAUGUGGGCGGAUUAUCCGAUCCAUAUGUGAAGAUCCAACUGCUACAGAACGGCAAGCGUCUAAAGAAGAAGAAGACCACAGUGAAGAAGAACACACUGAACCCAUACUACAAUGAGUCCUUCAGCUUUGAGAUCCCACUGGAGCAGAUGCAGAAAAUCCUUGUGGUGGUCACCGUCUUUGACUACGACAAGAUCGGUAAGAACGAUGCCAUCGGAAAGAUCUUCAUCGGCAGCAAGGCCUCGGGCACAGAGCUGAAGCACUGGUCCGACAUGCUGGCCAACCCACGCCGCCCUAUCGCUCAGUGGCACACCCUGAAAGAGGAAGAGGACAUAGACGCCACGCUGGCUGGUCUCUUCGCCAAGAAGUAACUUCAUCUCUCUACUAAUUCAACUUAUCAACUAACCUCCCUCCUCAACCCAUCCAAUCCCAGCCACCACUGCAUGAACGCGGACCAACCACUGCCCAUGCCUACUCCAAAUAAUGUUCAGAAUAAUGUACUUGAAAAAGUCAACAUUGCUGAAUGUGAAAACUCCAUGUCUCCCCAAAAACCAGUUCAUCCUGUAGUGUACUGAGUACUGAGUGGAAGCGUGGUUGAAGGAGACAUGUUUUGUCGUCCCAAAGCAGUUUUCAAUUUGUCAUCCCAUGCUCCUGCAACAGAGGGAUAUUUGCACAUGGAGUCAUAUAGCUUUCAUAUAACACUGACAUACCAUCUUCAUCUUCUAUGGUCAGUUACCAUCAACUAAGCAAAUUGAUUCAAUGAAAUUAAAUCAAUGCGUGUAUAUAAGAGCAAGAAAUUGCUUAAAAAAAAAAUCUGACUACCUGAUAAAAUAUAUUAAAAUAGUACAGGAAUAAUAUAUAUAUAAACGAUUAUAUUAUAUUCUAUAUUUUUCACACCUUAUGCAUCAAUAUUUAUAGGUUUCAGUAAAUGAUGGCUAGCCAACAAUGUCACAUUUGAUGACACAACUUGAAUGUUGAAAGGCUUUCAACUGGUUCUCUGCACUGGGAUUUGAGGCAAAACAUGGCUAAUGAAUAUACAAUGUACACAGUUUAGCUACACACUGGAAGCAACAUAUUGCUCAUGAGCAGUAAGGUACGUCUAAUGAAAUUGUUUACAAAGUGUAUGUAAAUCUUUACGGCUGCUAGACUUGACUUUAGCUUUUAGAAAAUCUAAAGGUUAAAUAUACUUUUGGGAUGAAGGAAGAAUCAGGGCUACUGUUUGUUUAUUUAUUGAUUUAUUUUGGAGAGAUUUACAGCUCUAUUAACACGGUGUCCUACCUGUUGAAAAACAGUUUAAUAAGACAAAUUAAAUAAUAGUAAAAUACACUAUACCUAAUCCCUUAAAUCUGAUUUACAGAAGAUUCAAUGCUAGAGGUUUCUGUAAGGAUUUCAAUAGAGAUAUCCUAGUGAUAUUGCCUUAUUCAAUACGGGCUAAAUUCAUUAAUAUUAACAUACCAUUUCCAAUCCACUUAAACUGACCAAGAACGCUUUGUGAGAACAAAUCAAUCGCCAUCGACGAGUAUGGCCAUUAAUUCACAAAAGCUUCGAAUCCAUUUUCCAUUUUCCUGAUUGGUGUAAUAUGUAUAAUAAUACAAUUUAAGCCUCUGAUUAGUUCACUGCCUUGUUUGUUUGAAGGAACUUUGCCUACAACCCCAAACAAACCCAUUCAACACCAUUCAAUCUGAAGACAUUUGCCAUUCGAAAUGCCAAAGUAAUAACGCAGGUUUAAUAGGAAGGGACGCAGUUCACUGGAGAUGCGACAAACAUUGUCUCAUCUCCGUUCUUUUAUGUUAGAAGGGACAAAACCAGGCGAUAGGCCACACUUAGUUCAGUCCAUUGACGGCACUUCUUUCCCUCUGCUCUCCUCUAAUUGUGCUGUACAUAUGCAUUGAUAAAACUUUGUUAAUACAGCAUGUGUCUAUACCUUGAUGUACAUAGAAGCAUGUUUUGAAGAUAGAGCAUAUAUUGUGUAUGUGUGGCAUUUGUCAUUUUGAUAAUAAAACGUAGAGGAAAAAUACAACGACUGCACAUUUUAUUAAAUUCCCCACAGUGGGUAUAGGAAUUACUGUAAAUCUUUAGCUGAAGAUUUAAAGCCUUUCAGGUUACUUUAUUUUCCUUUCGAUCUAAGGAGCUGUGUGCAAGUUUUGUUUUAUUCAAAUGUGCCAUAUUUAUUGUGGUUGUGUUUUGUGAUUUGGUUGUUGAUUUAUGAGCUUUCUUUAUGCUUAUUUUUAUGUCCGAUCGGAAUUCCUUUGUUAUUUCUUUUCUGUAUUUCUUUUACUGUCCGAUAUGUUACGUUACGUUACGUUACGUUUGUGAAUACAAUGUUCAGAUUUUUUUGUAUUUGUUCUUGUUAAAGAAAUCUGUGUGUAUUUACAGUAAGGAAAGCUAAGUCAGAAGCCAUAUGUGUGGUCCCUUUUCCACAAAACCUAAUAAUCGUAGGACGAGAACAUGUACCUCAGUGACAAAAAAAAAAAAAAACAGAUCACACACUCUUUGUACAUCCCUUUGAUUUAAAAGAUGUGAAAGCAAAUGUGAGAUUUAAAAAAUAUAUAUAUAUAUUUAAGUAUCUGUCUGUUGAAAGGCAGUGUAAUGGUUUAUUUUUGUUUUAAUCAGCAGAUCACAGGAUUCAAAUCAUGCUAAAGCCAAUUCAUGCGCACAUGUUGUUAUUCAUCGAGUAUUUGUAUGUUAGUAGUAGCUAUCCCUACAUCUGUGUAAUCCAGAAUAAAUUGAUUUGGUGUUUCACAUUAAUCAGUACACAAAUGCUUGCAAAAGAUAUGAUUAGUAGAACCAGUACAGUUCUAGUGAUCCACAUGUAACAGUGGCAUGAUUUUAUUAUGCAAUGUGUGUCUAUGUUAGUGUAUGCCUGCGUGUGAGUGUGUGUGUCAAAUGUAUUUACAUUAAUCAAGGUUUGAAGGUUUGCCAGGUGGCUGACAGACAUUUCUGAGUGUCUUAUAAUUGAUGAGAAGAAAACCUAUCAUUAUAGAUUAUUAAUACAAAAAUGUCGUUGUAAAAGCCUGUUGUUUAAUGUAACAUGUGAUCCUUGUUUUUUUCUUCCUGACAUCUGAUGAUUUCUUUGAACGAGCCUACACAUUACUUCAUGUAGGAGUUAUGCCAUUAUGUGUGGGCCUUUUUACAAGAUUAAAAUGAGGACAGUUUCAUGUCUGUCUUUGGGGUGGAAAAUCUGUGACUAGCCUACUGUGAAAAAGCAUUUUCUUUUAUUUCCAACUUGUGUGUACUGAGUGAGUCUGAACCCCUAAUAGGCCUUGUCUUUGGUUUCAUGCUUGCAUCAUGAAAAGUCUAGAAAUGAAUUGAAUUUUUAUUUAUUUAUUUAUUUUAUUUUAUUUUUUUUUCAUCUUGAAUGUCUUGUUUCCAUCAAAGGUUUGGAACAUUUGCUUUGAAAUGAUUUUUUGCUUUUUAAGUCAUGUCCAGCUGCCAUGGACGUCUGUGCUGCUGCUUAGGACGUUGCAAUAGGACCAAUGAAGAAAAAAUAUGUCUUCAUCAUCGUUUUUUUGUUUGGUUGGAUUUUUUUUGUAUGUGUGUGACCACGAUUGAAAAGCUACAGGGGAUCAUUACACCCCUGCCAAGCAGACAACAAAAUCCCAGUCUUCCCUGGGACACUGGAUGCCAGAUGACUGGCCCCUUGCCCAUGCUGAGACAUUUAAUUUCACCACCUGUCCGGCCCAUAUUGACGGCAAACACUUUGCCUACACCAUAAUGUCUAUACAUGCUUACUAACAUGAUCUAACACCCUCGUUCUCUGUAUUCAUUUCAUGGUGGACCCAUGUAAAGACGUUUCCAAAGACCUGCUCGUCCUCGUCCAUUGUGUCUCGUGUAGAGGUACCUGUGUCAGUGAUUCCUUUUGUGGAUGCUUUGGCAUGCUUUUAUCUCUUACAGAGGAUCCCAUUUACUAUCAGAAGAUAAGCCUUUGCUACUCCUGUAGGUUAUUGUCAUUCUGUAAACCAAUAAUGUCAGUACUUGAAGAGAUACCAGCCACUUAAAAAAAAAGGUCUACAUGCAGAUUCAUCCAUUGGUUAUCGACUAGCUAAUCAUAUGAAAUAAAGCCUUUUAAAUAUC